AUGUCUGGCGCACCACGAUAUACAACAGAAUUGAUGGACGUACCGGGGAUGAAGUUUCGUAUAGACAUACCAGAUCCAAAGCAGCGAAUACAAGCAUAUGUUGACGAAUAUGCAAAUCCAUCCCACAAUGGAAAGACAUUUGAGGGCAUAGACGAGCCGCUCAUGAGAGAAUGCAUCCGUUUGAUCGACGCAACCGGGCCACCGAAAGUCUCGUGUGUCUUCGAACUAGAAGUAUCCCAGCAGUUCUCCAACCGCAUGGGAAACAUGCACGGUGGAGCCAUAGCACUCGUCUUCGAUAUGGCAACUACCAUGUGUCAAGCACCUUACGCCAGAGAAGACUUCUGGUGGUUUGGCGGUGUGUCGCGAACACUGAAUGUGACGUAUCUGCGGCCUGUCCGUAUGGGCAUGCGAAUCGAGAUCCGAUGCGAGGUGCUACAGAUUGGAGAUCGACUCGCGACGAUUCGUGGCGAGUUUCGAGAUAAAGCUGAUGGGAGAGUAUUGUGUGUUUGCGAACAUAAUAAAGUGAGCAUACAAUUUAAGGGCAAGUCUGCCCUGUGA
Messenger RNA from Cercospora beticola, 558 nucleotides. Its product is annotated as PaaI family thioesterase. Lineage: Eukaryota; Fungi; Ascomycota; Dothideomycetes; Mycosphaerellales; Mycosphaerellaceae. The record is from RefSeq and is a predicted model, not a curated record. Gene Ontology annotation, molecular function: fatty acyl-CoA hydrolase activity.